AUGCCUGCCCCUCCGUCUCCCCUGAAACUCUCACACCGCUAUCGAUCAUCAAUCGACGAUUCACCAGUUUCCCCUGGAACAACGGGAAAUGGCUUUGCACUAGCCAGUCCCCGCUCACCACAGACACCUCGUCUCUCAGCUCCCCCGUCGCCCAUCACCUCCCGUAACAAUUCCACCGCAAUGAGCGGGAACCGCGACUCCGGGGAUUUCACCGGCGCCGAAGGCGGAGGCCUGGGGAACCUGGCGGAUGAACUAGCCGAUGCCUGGGAAGAGGAUGAAGACGGGUACGGGUACGCAUCCGGUCAGGAAAUGAGCCGUGCAGGAUCACAGCAGCUAGGCCAGAGCGACGGGGAAGAUGCAUACCUGCAAUCAGUGCGUGGGAUGCGCACGCGGUCACCGUCCGUCUCGCCAGAAAGAGAAUCUCUCCACCCGUCCAGGAAUAAGAAUCGCACAAACCAUCUGCGACAGCACCGCCGGCAGGAGUCGCAGUACGAUGGUUCGGACUAUGGGCCUGAUUCGGAUUUCGACGAGGCGGCUGAUAUGUCCCCCGCACUGGAGAAUCAGAUGGCUGAGAUUGAAAGUCUGGUGCGACGUGGGAUAGAGAACAAUGGAAGUGAGAAUGAUCGCGUUAUUCAGCGGACAGUCGACUCGCUGAAGGAUCUUGGCGGACAGAGUGGAAUUGAAAAUAGCGCUAUGAGACUUAUUACCGCCCAUUCUUCAAUCACGUCGCAUCUGACACAUCAAACUCGCACACUACAAUCACUCAUUCAUCCUCUCUUGUUCUCUCCAUUCCCCCUCCUCUCGGAGGACGCCAUUGACUCUCUCAUGCCUCUUAUUGAUGAAGGCCUAUUACCAAAUCUCCCUUACCCAUUCCCUGACCAGCCCCGCCAUGGCUCUAGGCCAGCUACACCGCAAACAUCCGCCCACAACCCUCUCACAUCUCUUCAAUCCCUCAUCUCUCAAACCACCGAAAUCACCCAGCUACUUCGCGGGCUCAGCGAUACACUCUACGAGUCACGGCAACUGACCUCAACCGCUUCAAGGCGGCUCCGGUCUGCACGUGAACUUGUCGCUGACAUCCGACGGGAAGAAGAGAGCCGUGAGGAAGGAUCCCGGUGGAUUGAGAGAGGUGAAUGGGACCGCCGACUCAAGGACCGAGAGGCAGGUAAGGUCUGUGGUGAUGUAGUCAGUGGCUUUGAGGCUGUCUGUGGGGAGUGGCGGGAGAAGCUGUUUGGGGCUAACGCCGAGGUUGCUGCUGCGUGA
This is a messenger RNA of Penicillium brevicompactum, 1263 nucleotides long. RefSeq lists its product as uncharacterized. The record is from RefSeq and is a predicted model, not a curated record. The transcript has 2 exons. NCBI's taxonomy places the organism in Eukaryota, Fungi, Ascomycota, Eurotiomycetes, Eurotiales, Aspergillaceae. Bases 1 to 1263 code for a protein of 420 amino acids.